Messenger RNA from Candidula unifasciata, 708 nucleotides. The record is from the annotation of a GenBank genome assembly. NCBI's taxonomy places the organism in Eukaryota, Metazoa, Mollusca, Gastropoda, Stylommatophora, Geomitridae.
AUGGCAGACUCCAGCCUCGAUGACUUUUUUGCCAAAAAAGAUAAAAAUAAGAGGAAGCCGAAAGCGAAGCCAGAAAUCGCUGCCGACAUUGAAGCGAAGAAGGAUAAGAAGAAGAAAGACAAGGAUAAGGAGAAUGUUGCCUCUGGUGGUCAGACGAAUGUUUUGUUGAACCAACAGGAAGAUGAAGAGUGGAAAGAUUAUGAGGUGGAGAGAGAAGUGGAUUACACAGGACUUCGUAUCCAGACUCUUAAGAUGUCUAAAGAAGAUCCAGACAAAGAAGGAGGAGAUGGUAAUGGUGACGGAGAUGAUGAAGAUGAAAACAAACUGAAGCGGGAUGGAGCCUCUGGUCCUUGGAAUAAAUCUGGGGCGCAGGCAUCAUCUGCAGGUCCUGCAGAAUCAAACGCACAUGCGGAGGUGACCAAAGAGGAACCUGUUGGGAAAACACCUGGCAAGUAUGUUCCUCCUGCCCAGAGACUUGGAGCAUCUGGGCCAAGUUCAUCCAAACAGUCAUCUUCCAGAAAGAAGAAAGAUGCCCCCAAUGUGAACAGCGAGGAGGAUUUUCCAACUCUAGGUGGGAUGCCAGGCACAAAGAAAGGAUGGAGCCAGCAGUACAGUAGUACCGUCUCUUCAGACUUGAUCGACAACGCCGGUCAGAGGAGAGGCGUCAACUUGACGCUGGAAAACAAGUUUUCAGCUUUACAAGAUUGA